Batrachochytrium dendrobatidis JAM81 is the source of this 681-nucleotide messenger RNA. RefSeq lists its product as uncharacterized. The transcript has a single exon. NCBI's taxonomy places the organism in Eukaryota, Fungi, Chytridiomycota, Chytridiomycetes, Rhizophydiales. Bases 1 to 681 code for a protein of 226 amino acids. The record is from RefSeq and is a predicted model, not a curated record.
AUGAGCGAAAGCUACAAACGACUCGACGCUGUGCAGCAGGAGAUUGAAGACUUGUUGAAGAAGGAAACAGAACUCAAGAAGAAGGAGAAAAAGGGCCAACUCACUGACGAAGAUGAAGUUGACUUGGAAGGAGUCAAUAAACUAUUCGACGAUUUAAAGAAAGCUAGAAAAUAUUGGAGAGAACAGGUCGAUAAGGAAAACCAGCCGGAAGAAGAAUCAAAGUUGUUUGGAGAAGCUGAUCUUAAAUGGAUUGCAAGCGUUACUGGAAUUGACUGCAAGUAUCGCCUAUGGACUUCUUUCACUUCCGAACUGGAUGAAGCUGUUGUUCCUUCUCCUGGAUUUCAGCAGGCAUAUGAGAAUGUGUCAAAAACUUUCCAUAUGCGAACAGGAGCAGGACGUCGUAUUUUCCUCAACUUAUUUCUCAGUGACAUUGUCCUUUUACCAGAAUUCAAGAAUACGUUGCUUAUUUUCCCUGGAAUUGAAAUGUCUGUUGAAUCAAAAGGUCCCAAGAAACGCAGACUCAAUGGGAAAACAGACUACACUGUGGGAUUUGGCAAAGACGUAGACAUUUUUGAUAAUACUCCUCCUCGUGAAUUGCAUCUGGUUGCUAUUGAAGCCAAGAACAGCAGUUUUGAUCAUGAGGAUUUGUGGCAAUGCGUCGCUGAAACAGCAACUCUCUAA